This is a messenger RNA of Meloidogyne enterolobii, 480 nucleotides long. NCBI's taxonomy places the organism in Eukaryota, Metazoa, Nematoda, Chromadorea, Rhabditida, Meloidogynidae. The record is from the annotation of a GenBank genome assembly.
AUGGUUGGGGAUAAAAUUGAAGAUUUGGAGAAAAUAGCAAAAGUGUUGGGUUUAGAAUUUGACCCAGCCGAUUUUGAAGAAAAAAAUAAUGAUAGUGAUUAUUUUGAUAUUGAAAGCAAAAGUAGUAAUACAGUUUUGGAUGAAAAAGAAGAAGAAAAUAAAAUAAAGAAUGAAAAUAUUUUUAAUAAUAAAAAUAAUUCAAAAAAAUUAAAAAAUAACAAAAAAUAUUUAAAAGAAAAAAAGAAUAAAAAUAAGAAAAAUAAAAAAUCAAAUAAAAAAUCAGCAAUUAAAAAUUAUGCAAAAUUAUAUGAAAAUAUUAAAAAUAAAUCUGUUUCAGAAACAAAAAUAGAAGAAGAAAAUAAUAAUUCUGAUAGUGAAAAUGAAUUAUUAGCUGAGGAAAAUGAGAAUACGGAUAGUGAAGAAGUAUGUACAGACUUUGAUAUUUUAAGUAUUUUCUAUAAAAUAUUAGACUCUCAUUAA